Malaclemys terrapin pileata is the source of this 1684-nucleotide messenger RNA. RefSeq names its product aurora kinase B (gene AURKB). Gene Ontology annotation, cellular component: chromosome passenger complex; spindle microtubule; spindle midzone. The record is from RefSeq and is a predicted model, not a curated record. Bases 214 to 1311 code for a protein of 365 amino acids. Gene Ontology annotation, molecular function: ATP binding; protein kinase activity. Gene Ontology annotation, biological process: mitotic spindle organization; protein phosphorylation; regulation of cytokinesis. The transcript has 9 exons. NCBI's taxonomy places the organism in Eukaryota, Metazoa, Chordata, Testudines, Emydidae.
CGAUGCUCUGACACUGCUCCCUAUGAAGCCAGUUGGGACUCUGGGGGAGCCUCCUCUCUGUGAGCAGACUGUCUCCAGGGCAAGAAGCUCCCACGGCUUCCACCUUCCUGGGUCUGACCUCGGAGCAUCCAGCCUCCCCUUCCUCACCUGCGCUUCCCACAGCGAUUCCGCGCACCCCAACUCCGCAGUCAGACAUGACUCCCAGCCCGCCGAAUGGCCUACAAGGAGAAUGUGACCCCUGGUAGCGGCACCAGCCUGGCCAAGUAUGGGGUGCUGAGCGGGCCGGGCCCCCAGCGAGUCCCCCGGAAGGAUCCCUACAUGCCCAGCGGCACCCCCUCCGAGUCGCUGCUGGCGCAGAGGGCAAUGGCCAGCACCAAUAAGAUUAUCCUGAAGUCCUCCAGCAUCCAGAAGCCAGCCGUCCCAGGCAGGGUGCCUGCCGAACUCAGCUCCGGUGCCCAGGCGGCUCAACCCACCCCCCAGCGAGUCUUUACCAUCAAUGACUUUGAGAUCGGGCGCCCGCUGGGCAAGGGGAAGUUCGGGAACGUAUACCUGGCCCGGGAGCGGGCAUCCCGGUUCAUCGUGGCGCUCAAGGUGCUCUUCAAGUCGCAGAUGGAGAAGGAGGGCGUGGAGCACCAGCUGCGGCGGGAGAUCGAGAUCCAGUCCCAUCUCCAACACCCCAACAUCCUGCGCCUCUACAACUAUUUCCACGACAAGAAGCGGGUCUACCUGAUCCUGGAGUAUGCGCCCCGCGGCGAGCUCUACAAGGAGCUGCAGAAAUGCCGGCAGUUCGACGAGCAGAAGACUGCCACAUUCAUGGAGGAGCUCGCUGACGCGCUCAUCUACUGCCACGCCAAGAAGGUGAUUCACCGUGACAUCAAGCCAGAAAACCUCCUCAUGGGCCUCAAGGGCGAGCUCAAGAUCGCCGACUUCGGCUGGUCCGUGCAUGCGCCCUCCCUCAGGCGGAGGACCAUGUGUGGCACGCUUGAUUACCUGCCUCCCGAGAUGAUCGAGGGCAAGACGCACGACGAGAAGGUGGAUCUAUGGUGCAUCGGGGUCUUGUGCUAUGAGCUCCUGGUGGGGCACCCGCCCUUUGAGAGCUCCACCCACACGGAGACAUAUCGCCGCAUCACCAAGGUGGAUCUGCAGUUCCCGCCAUUCAUGUCAGAAGGUUCCCGGGACCUGAUCACCAAGCUGCUGUGCCACAACCCCGCGGAGCGGCUGCCGCUGCGGGCCGUGCUGGAGCACCCCUGGGUGAAGGCCAAUUCCCGGCGGGUGCUGCCGCCUGUCUUCAACCCCGCCCCUGCCAACUAGACCUGCCCCGCGGCCUCUUUCAUCCCUCACGGGAGGGGCGGGGGGUGGGAGUCCCCACCCAGCCUCCCUUGGCGAUGUCUCCCCCUCGGACGGUACCGGGAAGGGGGCAAUGGGCCGACACACCCACUCGGGCCUGUAAAUAAAGGUGCGGCUGCCAGUCCCUGACCCUGGAAGGUUUUGUGGCCAUCUUCCCAGCUGUUGGGCUAGCCCCUACCUACACCCAGAGGGGCAGCGGGUCCCUGCCCCCCCUCUCCUUUCCUGCCCAUGUGCCAUGGGGCGGGGGCAUGCCCCGGCCUGGCCUGUUUUAAAUGUCCCCGCAGGAGGCUGCAUGCCCCCUGCCCUCCUUUUAAUAAAAUUUGGAGUUACUUUGCCA